UCCGUGUCUUAUGUUCUGGCUUUAACAGCGAGGAAGGCGGUCUAAUUCAUGGAUGAAGCGCCUGAGUCACAGAGCGGCUUGCUUUGGGUCUCACAGCUAGAAACGGGUGGAACUACAGACUAAGACGUAGGCCGGUGUGACACCGCAUCUCCUGCUUUUUAUACACAGUUAUUUUCUGAAUCUAAAACCGUUCGGCUAGCCAGCUCCACCCGCAUAGCAAUAGUAGGUGAUUGCCAGUUGGCUGUGGUUUGAGGGUCCGCUUUGAAUUUCUUACCGAAUUGCUGGUGCCUGGAAUGUCAGCCUUAGAAAUUACGCCUUUCGGUUAUGAACUGCUCUUUUGCUACAGUGUAAAUGUCCAGGAAGACGCACCACAUUUUAUUGGUGUGGCUAACUAGCACCGUAGUGUGAAUCCAUGUCCUCGGAGAUCUGAGGGCUCCUGAUGACAAUAGGCAAGAUUUCACAGAGAUGAUGAGAGCCCUGGGAUACCCACGACAUAUUUCUAUGGAAAAUUUUCGCACACCCAAUUUUGGACUUGUAUCUGAGGUGCUUCUCUGGCUUGUGAAAAGGUAUGAACCUCAGAUUGACAUUCCUCCUGAUGUUGAGACUGAACAAGACCGGGUUUUCUUCAUUAAGGCAAUUGCCCAGUUCAUGGCCACCAAGGCACACAUAAAACUCAACACUAAGAAGCUUUAUCAAGCAGAUGGGUAUGCCGUGAAAGAACUGUUGAAAAUCACAUCUGUCCUUUAUAAUGCUAUGAAGACCAAAGGGAUGGAGGGCUUUAAAAUAGGAGAGGAAGAUAUCAGCAAAUUCAAGUUCGAUCUUGGCUCAAAGACUGCAGACUUGAAAGCAGCCAGGCAGCUUGCAUCUGAAAUCACCUCCAAGGGAGCAUCUCUGUUUGACUUGCUGGGCAAGGAGGUAGAGUUGAGGGAAAUGAGAACAGAAGCUAUUGCCAGACCUCUGGAAAUAAACGAGACUGAAAAAGUGAUGAGAAUUGCAAUAAGAGAGGUUUUGGCACAGGUUCAGAAGACUAAAGACCUGCUCAAUAACGUGGCCUCUGAUGAAGCUAAUUUAGAAGCCAAAAUUGAAAAGAGAAAAUUAGAACUUGAAAGAAAUCAGAAACGACUACAGACUCUGCAGAGUGUCAGGCCAGCUUUUAUGGAUGAGUACGAGAAGGUUGAGGAAGAAUUGCAGAAGCAGUAUGACAUUUAUCUAGAGAAAUUUCGAAAUUUGGCAUACCUGGAACAGCAACUCGAGGGUCAUCAUAGGAUGGAACAAGAGAAGUUUGAGGAAGCUGAAAAUACCCUCCGUUUGAUGCAGAACAAGCUAAAGGAGGAAGAAAAGCGGCUACUCAAGAGUGGAAGUAAUGAUGACUCGGACAUAGACAUCCAGGAGGACGAUGAAUUCGACAGUGAAUUGGAAGAGAGACAACUGUCCAAGAUGCAGACGGCCAUGGAGGUGCUCAUGCAAGGAAGACCCAGCAAACGCGUCGUGGGCACGAUGCAAGGUGGAGACUCCGAUGAUGAUAUGGAAGCAGCACCAGCAAUCUUAGGUAAACGCAAGACUUCCAGCUCCAAGAAGCAGGACGACUCAGAGGACAGUGAAAUUGACAUGGAAGAUGAUGAAGAAGAUGAUGAUGAUUUGGAAGACGAGAGCAUUGCUCUCUCGCCAGCAAAGCCCAUUCGAAGGGUCCAGAAACCUGAACCUCUGGAUGAGAGUGACAAUGACUUCUGACUUUCUUGCCAAGGCACCCAGGCAGAUUAAAACCCCCAAACUUGUAGGUAAAUGGGUAAUUAUAAGGUUAGGAAGGUAACAUAUUUUGUUCACUUAGUCAGCUGGACUCAUUGUAACUGAAGCAAUCAUUAUUUCUGCUUUAGCUGCCUGUGUUUAUAUUCCACGAAGCUUAAACAACUGAAGCAAGCCCCU
Messenger RNA from Carlito syrichta (Philippine tarsier), 1923 nucleotides. It is a transcript of the gene IFT38, whose product is annotated as clusterin associated protein 1. Gene Ontology annotation, cellular component: intraciliary transport particle B; centrosome; cilium. NCBI's taxonomy places the organism in Eukaryota, Metazoa, Chordata, Mammalia, Primates, Tarsiidae. Bases 466 to 1731 code for a protein of 421 amino acids. Gene Ontology annotation, biological process: cilium assembly. The record is from RefSeq and is a predicted model, not a curated record. The transcript is spliced from 13 exons.